Closterium sp. NIES-67 is the source of this 5016-nucleotide messenger RNA. Lineage: Eukaryota; Viridiplantae; Streptophyta; Zygnematophyceae; Desmidiales; Closteriaceae. The record is from the annotation of a GenBank genome assembly.
GGAUUUCGUUACGUCAUUUCUGUUCCCGCCCUGAAGUGACCUUCAGACAGUAAACACGGCUGGAUGACACAACCACAGCCAGGGCUCCGUUCCGCUCCUGCCGAACCGCGACUCUGAGCCCUCCAUCGAUCUCUUACUUAGCUCUUAGAAAUUCGGCCGCGGUGAUAGGCCGACUGGUCGUCACAUCGCCCGUGAUCGGAGAGUCAUAGGCCAUGGAUCGUCGCCAGCAGGACGUGCUUCUGCGCCUGGCGGCCACCCCGUCAAGAGCCCUUCCCCUGGAGGCCAAGGUGGAGAAGUGCCGCGCCAUGCGCGAGCUGCGGGCGUGCGGGCGAGCGGUGCAGCACUGCCUGCUGCCGUGCCACCACGCCUGCCUCUGCGGGGAAUGCGCCCAGCGCUGCUCCGCCUGCCCCGUCUGCCGCUGCCUCAUCGGCGCCCCCGCAACCGCGGCAGCAGCAGCAGGGGGAGGGGGAUCGGCAGCAGCAGCAGGGGGAGGGGGAUCGGCAGCAGCAGCAGCAGAGGAAGGGGGUUUUGCGCGGCAAUCCGGGGAGCGCAUUCAGAUUAGGCUGUAUGACGCGUGCGUGGAUGCGGGACUAGUGAGCCCUCUUAAAGACGUGGUUAAGGAGGGGGGGUGGGGAGCAGCGGCAGGGGGAGGGGGAGGGGGAGGGGGAGGAACAGGAGGGGUGAUUGGGGGGUUGGGGCAGGACGCGCAGGGGUUUCCCAUGGACGUGCGGCGGCUCUUUGCGCUGUUUGACAUUGCUCUGGACCGCGGCUUGGUCACGCUCAUCUGCCACUACGUGGAGGAGGUCUGCAUGGACGAGGCAGCAGUGUCCAGCGACCCGGUGCUCUCUCUCCUGCUGGACCCCAAGCUCGUGCUGGAGUGGGUUAAGCGAACCUUUGCAGGAAUCAAGAGGACGCUCAGGGACCUCUACGCCACCGGUAUCACCGAUCGAAGGAUGGACGACGUCACCUGCCUGGCCAUGCGCCUUCAGGGGCUUUCUCAGGUGCUGGCAACACUGCAGGGGCCUGGGGACUCCCUGGCGGCGCAGCAGCAGGCGCAGAUGCAGCAAGGCGGGGAGGAGGGGGGGCAGAAGGGGCAUGCGUGGGAGGCCCAGAGGCUUGCAGAAGCGGUUCUAAGAGCAUACCUGCACCUGGAGGUGAUGCAGUGGGCGGCUAAGAACCGCUUCUUCGAGGGCUUGCCUCCCCGCCACUCGUCCAACGCCACGUGGCGCGCCGCGGUUCGCCAGAGGAAGCAGGCUGCUAACGAGACUGCCUGGCCGGAGUUCCUUGGCGUUUCUGCUGCCUCCGGUGCUGCUGGCUCGGUGCUUGGGAUGGGGGGAAGUGGAGGGGGAGGGGGAGGGGCAAAGGUGCAGCAGCAGCAGCAGCAGCAGCAGCAGGGUGCGAGGUUGUUCAUCGAGGAAGCAAUAGAUAGCUUACGGAGCAGCAGUGGAGAUGGUAGUCUGGUGGAGAACUCGGAUGGGUGGAUGGAGUCAGGCUCGGACCAGCAGCCGGCUCUGCUGACUGCAGACCAGCUCGACCUGCUCCCGCUCAAGCAGCCUCUACCCAGCGCGCCACCUGCUUCCGGGAAGUUUCUGCUCCAGGGAGGGAGCUGCCCUGGUGUAGGGGGAGCAGCAGGGGCAGCAGCAACGGGGUUUCAAUACCCGCCCGAGAAUUUCCGGGCAGCGGUUGAUUAUUUGUUCCUGGAGGCGGGAGCCGACCUCGCACUGGCUAAGAAAGCAAUUCUGCUCUACUACCUGAUUGAUCGCUUCGACCAGCAUGGGGAAGGGGAGAGAGGGAGCCAGCAGCAGCGGUGGCGGGAAAUGGUGGACGACUUUGGCGCCUGCCUGGACGUGGCAGCUCGGCAUGUGGUGGAGACGAUGGUGCUGGUGAUGCUGGAUGAAUGCACGGAGGAGGGGUUAGAGGAUGCUUGCUCCCUAAUACCUCAUCUGAUAUCCCUCUCUUCUCCCUCAUCCUCCUCAUCCUCCUCCUCCUCCUCCUCCUCCUCCUCCUCCUCCUCCCCACCGAUCCAUCCUAGAAUCGCUCGAGUCCUCAUCGAACGAGGCAAGCCCGAGCCUGCCCUCCAGAUCCUCCGAGCCUGCAGCCCAGGCCCGGCAAUCUUCCAAGCCUACAGCAGCCCAGGCUCGGCAACCCCCACUUUCCCGGACCUGAGCGUGCCACUAGAGGAAGCGGUUACUGCGCUUCGUGUGCUUAUAGAGAAUCGGCUCUUAACAGAGGCGUUCCUGUACCUUCGAGCCUACUGCAAGCACCUAUGUCUCGACAAUUCCUCCUCUUCCCCUCACACUAUUGGAGCUGAUGCUUAUGGUAGUGAUACUGCUGCUGAUGGUGCUGAUGGUGAUACUGGUGACAGUGUUACUAACGAAGCUGCUGAUGGUGCUUAUACGGCAGCAGUGGAUGUGCUUGUAUCGGAGCUCUUCUGGCUAGCAGUGAGGCACCAGGCAGUGCCAGAGGUGCUGACUUUCCCCUGGAGAGGAUUGGAGGUGGCUGCCUUGCACCGCUGCUUGCUGUCUCGCACUGCUCAGCAGCCAGAGGGCGCGUGUGGCACGCUGCUCGUGCUAUUCUACGUCGAGAGGUCUCGUUACAAGGCAGCACUGGCAGCACACAAGCAAGUGUGGGCUGUGGAAGCAGCAGCAGAGGUAGAGCAGGAUGCUGAAGAGGCUAAUAACGAGGAUGAGGAGAGACCACAGGAGGACGAGGAGGAGGAGGAGGAGGGAGAGGAGGAAGGAGGAAGUCCUAUGGACGCCACUGGUGCUGCUGGUGGUGCUGGUGGUGCUGCUGGUGGUGCAAGACGGUCAAGAAAGAGGAGGAGGGGAGGAAAGGGAGUGACGGUGCAGCUGCGGGAGAAGAGGAUAAGGCUGCUGGAGUCUGUGCUCCAGCUGAUCGCUCCGUCCGAGCGCCGACAGAUUAUUCAAGCGCACGGUGGACCUUCCUCCUUCCCAACCGAAACUGUCACCACCACCACCACCACCGCCCCCACCGCCCCCACUGUCACCACUGCAAGGGAGGCAUCAGCCAGGUCAGGCACCAGACCUCUCUCAGCAUUCCAGUCGCCGCCCACCAAGGUCUCGUCUCCCAAGGCUGCUCCCUCUCCUCACUUCGGCUCUCCAAUUCUUGGUGGCGCCUCAUCCUUCCCCAGCUCUCCCCUUUCGUUCCCCAAAGCCGCAAGCAAACCACAGCCACAGCAGCAGCAGCAGCAGCAGCAGCAACCACAGUCACUGUUCUCCUUCCCACCCGCUCCGCAAUCUCCCCCUCCUUUCGCUUCAGCUGCUUUCGCCCCAUCCGCUUCCACUGCUCCCAGCCAAUCAGAGCUCCCGCUCCAGCGCAAACUUUUCGGAUCCGGGCAGUUUGGGCAGCAAGUGCCCAUAGGGGGAACAGCCCCAGUACCCCUGGAAAGGGCGACAACAGCGCCAGUACCCCUGGGAAAUGCCCAAGUGUUGCAUCAGAACCCCCUGUUCGGCAUGCGGGUGUCCCAGGACGGGUCAGAGCCAGAUACCACACAGGAGGGGGCAAGGGGAGGGACAGGGGGAGGGAUGAGUGGUGCUGGUGACCAUGGGCUGAAUGCUGCUGCUUCUGGCUCUGCUGCUGGCGCUGCUGCUUCUGGUUCUGCUGCUGCUGCUGCUGCUGGUGCUGCUGGUGCUGCUUCUGGUGCUGGUGCUGCUGGUGGUGGUUUUGCUCCUGCUGCUGCUGCUGCUGGUGCUGCUGCUGCUUCAGGGUCACUAGCUCUCCCAUUGUUUGGAUCAGGAAGCAGUUUGUUCGGAGGGGGGGGCAACCAAUCAGGGAGCAAGCUGUUCGGAGGAGGAGGCAGUCAACCAGAGAGCGGACUGUUCGGAGCAGGGGGCGGGGUAUCUUCCUUCGGAAAACCCAAGGGCGUGGGGCAUUUUGCCAGUGGCACCAGCAGCAGCAACGACCCUGCUGCGGCUUUCAAGGGCUCGGUUGGUGUGUUCAGGGCCUUUCCCGAUUCCAAGGCAGCAGCGACAGGGGCAGCUUCAGGCCAAGCUGCAUUCGCACCUAAACAGCCAUCAGCAUCGAGCGUUUUCCCAUCGGCGGCACCCCCAUUCGCAUCAGCGCCAGCAUUCGGAUCAUCAGCACCAGCGUUUGCAUCAUCAGCACCAGGGUUUGCCUCAUCAGCACCAGCGUUUGCAUCAUCAGCACCAGCGUUUGCAUCAUCAGCACCAGCGUUUGCAUCAUCAGCACCAGCGUUUGCAUCAUCAGCACCAGCGUUUGCAUCAUCAGCGCCAGCAUUCUCCUUGGCUUCGGCAAAUACCUCCAGCCCUUUCUCCCAGCCUUAAUUUUCCUCCGCUAAGCGCCCACGCUCCUCCUCUGCUGCUACAGUUGCAGCAGCAGCACCAGCGUUCGCAUCAGCACCAGCGUUCGCAGCUGCACCGCCAUUCUCCUUCGCCUCUGCAACCUCCUCCAGCCCUUUCUCCCGGCCAUCAUUUGCCUCUGCAAAGGGCCCAGGCUCCUCCUCUGUUGCUACAGCUGCUGCUACAACUGCAGCACCAGCACUAGCACCAGCACCAGCACCAGCACCAGCAGGACAGCCGUCCCACUUCCCCUCCCCUCCAUCCUCAAUGUUCAACUUUUCAAACCCUAUGGGGACUGCCGGUUUGCCAACCUUUUCAGAAGUAACUGGCAGCCAUCGGGAGCAGCAUCAAACCCUUUUCAGAAGUAACUGACAGUCGCUGGAGUCAGGUUCACAUUGCAACCAUGUGUGUGCAGUGCACUACGUAUGCUUUGUCCGAAUUCCGUACAUUGUAUGAGCUAGUUUCCUACACUGUAGGGGCUUGUGACUUGGGUACAAACAAGCCUCCAGUACGAACUUCUAGAGCGGUAAAUAAACCUUUUGGUAGGUUGCAGGCGAUCUGAACUGCGGUACAGAGUGGUGUGGUACGAACUUUUCGACAAAAUUAAGUCAUAUGCCCUUAGACUUGUAGUACCCGUUUGUUCAAUCUGGACGCUAGAUUAGAAUUAGCGCGGGUAUGGUUCGACUUUAUCAUACAG